AUGAUUUUAGCCGUGUGUUCAAGAACGGCGUUACGAGCCCGAUCACUGGAACGCUGCGCUUCCAGUGUUGUCGAACUUCCGAAAUUAAAGGAUUUCGAUGUUCAAAACGAACCCGUACUGGGCUAUCGAGCGGGGAGCAAGGAGCGGACGGAGCUAAUUAACGAACUCAAGAGGACCGCAGCCGUCACCGAGGAAGUGCCGAUCGUAAUUGGCGAUGAAGAUAUUAAGGAUGGGGAGCCCCGCUAUCAAGUUAUGCCACAUGACCAUGGACGGAAAUUGGCCAAGUUUUACUAUGCCAGCGAGAAAACUAUCCAGAAGGCGAUCCAAGCGUCCACCGAGGCCCAACGGCGUUGGGAUAAAACGCCGCUCGAAGAGAGAGUACGCAUUUGGCAGAACGCUGCCGACCUGAUGGCGGGCGCCCAUCGCCAGCGACUGAACGCAGCCACCAUGCUCGGACAGUCCAAGUCGGUGGUGCAAGCGGAAAUCGAUUCAGCCGCCGAACUUAUUGACUUCUUCCGUUUUAAUGUUUUCUUCUUAAAAGAAAAUGCCAAGUAUCAACCUAUCUCUGAAAACGUGUCAGUUACAAGAAACUCGCUUAGAUUUAGAGGCUUAGAUGGAUUCGUUGCUGCUAUAAGUCCAUUCAACUUUACUGCCAUUGGAGGAAAUCUGGCCUACACUCCGGCACUUAUGGGAAAUGGUGUCUUAUGGAAACCCUCUGAUACAGCUCUGUUGUCAAAUUGGCGCAUAUUUAACAUCAUGAGAGAAGCUGGUCUUCCACCCGGUAUUGUUAACUUUGUCCCAGCUGACGGACCCACAUUUGGUAAAACUAUCACAGCCUCCUCACAGCUGGCUGGCAUUAACUUCACAGGAUCUGUGCCCACUUUCAAUUGGUUAUGGAAUGAGGUAGGAAAGAAUCUCAACAAGUACCAGAACUAUCCCAGACUCAUUGGAGAAUGUGGAGGAAAGAACUAUCAUUUUAUACAUCCCUCUGCAGACAUACAGUCUGUUGUAACGGGCACCAUUAGGUCAGCUUUUGAAUAUUGUGGUCAGAAGUGCUCCGCCUGCUCCAGAAUGUAUGUUCCCAGAUCCUUAUAUGAACCUAUUAAACAAGGACUACUUGAAGAAAGGGCAAAGUUGAAAAUUGGUGACCCCACAGACUUUAAGAUAUUUACCGGGGCUGUCAUUGAUGAUAAAGCCUUCGCCAGGAUUACAGGCUACAUCAAAAAUGCUAAAAAUAAUCCUAAAAACAAAAUCCUGGGAGGUGGAGAGUUUGAUGGAAGCAAAGGAUACUUUGUACAACCCACAAUCAUUGAGACAGUGGAUCCCUUUGAUAAACUAAUGACGGAAGAGAUCUUUGGGCCGGUCCUCACCAUGUAUGUGUAUGAAGACAGGGACCUGGAUCAGGCACUUGGCCUUGUAGGCUCUUCUACUAAAUUUGCCUUAACAGGUGCAGUAUUUGCUACAGAUCGGAAGUUCCUAGAAAGUGCUUUUGAAGAACUUAAAAUGACAGCGGGUAACUUCUACCUAAACGACAAGUCAACCGGAUCUGUGGUGGGCCAGCAGCCGUUCGGAGGAGGUCGCAUGUCCGGCACCAACGACAAGGCGGGCGGACCCAACUACGUGAUGCGUUGGACUACACCACAGUCCAUCAAGGAGACCUUUGUUCCUCUUAAAGAUAUUGACUACCCUUACAUGAGGGACUAA
Messenger RNA from Danaus chrysippus (African queen), 1704 nucleotides. NCBI's taxonomy places the organism in Eukaryota, Metazoa, Arthropoda, Insecta, Lepidoptera, Nymphalidae. The record is from the annotation of a GenBank genome assembly.